AUGGUUGACUCCUUUGUGAGACAGCAACAAGAAUUGGAAGAACAGCAAAGACAGGCUGAAGAGAGGAGGCAGGCGGAACUUCUUGAGCAACAGAUGCUCCAGAGGGACCAAGCGCGUUUCUGGGAGGAACAGCAAAGGCAACAAGCAGUGUCUCAAGAGCUCGCUCAGAGUCAGUUAUUGGCUGACCAAAUGCAACGGCAAGCUCAAGGGAAGCUGGCUGAGUUGGAACAAGAUUUGUUGACGCUAGGGGGCCAGCAUGAGAGAGACCAAUUGAUGCUGGAGCAAUACGAUCAGAGAGUAAAAGUUCUGGAAAACGAGUUGAGGAUCAUGACCCAAACAGCCGAAGAACAGUUAGCAGUUAAGAACUCGCAGUGCUCUCAUUUGGAGGAACAGGUUCAGUACUGGAAAAAUAAAUAUGAAUCACUGGCCAAAUUGUAUUCCCAACUCAGACAAGAGCAUUUGAAUCUUUUGGGAAAGUUUAAGAUCGUGCAACAAAAGGCUGCAUCAGCUCAAGAAGCUAUAGAAAAACGAGAGAAAUUGGAGAAAGAUUUGAAAGCGAAAAACAUCGAAUUGGCAGACUUGAUUAAGGAAAGAGAUCGUGCAAGACUUGAUCUGGCUAGGACAAAAGGAUAUGAUUCCGAGCAAGUUCAACUGCUCAAGACACAGCUGAGGGAGAUGGAGUCGAAACUAAAGUCAGUCGAAGAAACACAUUCCCGGAA
Messenger RNA from Ogataea haglerorum, 719 nucleotides. RefSeq lists its product as uncharacterized. The annotation marks the transcript as partial. Gene Ontology annotation, biological process: actin filament organization; clathrin coat assembly; endocytosis. NCBI's taxonomy places the organism in Eukaryota, Fungi, Ascomycota, Pichiomycetes, Pichiales, Pichiaceae. Gene Ontology annotation, molecular function: clathrin light chain binding; phosphatidylinositol-3,5-bisphosphate binding; actin filament binding. The record is from RefSeq and is a predicted model, not a curated record. Gene Ontology annotation, cellular component: clathrin-coated vesicle; actin cortical patch. The transcript has a single exon.